Molecule: messenger RNA, 1391 nt
Organism: Procambarus clarkii (red swamp crayfish)
Lineage: Eukaryota; Metazoa; Arthropoda; Malacostraca; Decapoda; Cambaridae
Source: RefSeq, a predicted model, not a curated record
GCGUGAGGGAGGAGGCAUCACACUUCCUGCAGAGUGCACGAGUUCCAGGCUCCGCCACGUCUGGGUGGGAGGGAGGACACGUGUGAGUGCGUGUGUCCAGUCUGGCACUCUGACAAACGCACUCGUCCACUCCUUGUCACUCACUCAUCAUGUCAACUGCUGCUAGAGUCAUGCUGCUGCUCUUCCUCUGUAGUAUUGCUGGUGACAUACGCUGCCAGAGUGACAACCCCGCCAGUGAUGGCGACGACGGCGGCCAGGUAGACGCAGACGACGGCGGCGACGACGACGAGCAGGAUGCCCCUGGCGAGGACUGUCAGCCCUCCAUAGCCGACACCUGUUUCAACGACCUGUCGGAGAACAUCCUGUGUCACGUCGACACUCCGGUCGACCGCAACUGCACCUUUAGGAACUCCAGAGACUUUUGUGUGGGUCUGGACGACGCCCUAAACUGCACGUCAGACAUCGUGGACAACGGGUGCAGCGCGGAGCAGGGCCGCGACACCUUCGAUGUCUGGCUACGAGGGAUGAGAGCGGUCCACCGCGCCCUCUGCCUCGGUCGCGACCUCUCUCUCAUUGAUAACAUCCUGAAGAGCUCCAACUGCUGGAAGUUCAAGAAGUUCGUCAAGUGUGCGGAGGAAACAGCUAACAUAACCCACGUCAGUGACCUCCUCACUACCAAGCUCGAUAGAUAUGAGUGCAACCUGUUGCAGCUCUCAGUGGGGAUGUGCAACGCUGACUCGGAGAAGAACCACUGGAAGUGUCGGGGCAAGGCGGAGGCGGUGCAGCGGGCGCUCGCAGUCUUCUUCGCCCACACCUCUUGCGGCGAGGACACCUCCUGCUCCAGGGCCUCGGCACACACUGUGCAGGUUGGGGGAUCGUCAGGGUCUGCGGUGGUGCUAACGUUGGUGGUGAUGCUGGUGGUGCUGUCGUUGGUGGGGGCCAUUCUGGUGAAGCACAAGGUCCUCACUAUUCAGGCCAGACGCCCUCAGUUCUGCGUCAAGUCUUCCACCACGAACGAUGAUCAGGAGGAUUACGACAGGUUCCAGUAGCGGCGCAUGCCCCAGAGGGUAUGCAAUGACUCUAGAGUGCAGGCAAUGACCCUAGAGUGCAGGCAAUGACCCUUGAGUGCAGACUGUUGUCCAAGAAGGCCUUUGGGUACUGGCCUUGAUCCUAGAGGCGAGACCUUAGUUCGGAAGGAAGGACCGUGAUUCUUGAUAGAAUAUCCACACCUCGACCCCUAGGUGUAAGGUGUCCGACCCCUAAAGAAGAAGUUCCAACUCUAAAACUUAGACUCAUGACCAUAAAAGGAAAACCCUGAAUAUUUAAGAAACCCUUCACAUUCUUGUCUAGGACGAUAUAGCCUUGUUCUCAGGGUAGCAUCCUUGCAUUAU